Vitis riparia (riverbank grape) is the source of this 1677-nucleotide messenger RNA. Its product is annotated as probable disease resistance protein At4g14610. Bases 1 to 1677 code for a protein of 558 amino acids. Gene Ontology annotation, molecular function: ADP binding. The transcript is spliced from 2 exons. The record is from RefSeq and is a predicted model, not a curated record. NCBI's taxonomy places the organism in Eukaryota, Viridiplantae, Streptophyta, Magnoliopsida, Vitales, Vitaceae.
AUGAGCGAAGGACGUAAUUUUGAGGUGGUGGCUGAUAUUGUACCUCCAGCUCCUGUGGAGGAAAUACCCGGCCAACCCACUGUGGGCUUGGAAUCAACAUUUGACAAAGUUUGGAGGAGUCUCGAAGAAGAACAUGUAGGGAUGAUCGGCUUAUAUGGGUUGGGGGGCGUUGGAAAGACCACCCUCUUGACACAAAUCAACAAUCAUUUCCUUAAAACAUCCCACAAUUUUGAUGUCGUAAUUUGGGUAGUGGUUUCAAAAACUCCAAAUCUAGGGCGGGUUCAAAAUGAGAUUUGGGAGAAGGUGGGAUUCUGUGAUGAUAAAUGGAAAAGCAAAAGCCGCCAUGAGAAAGUCAAAGACAUCUGGAGAGCCUUGAGCAAAAAGAGGUUUGUGAUGUUGUUGGAUGACAUGUGGGAGCAUAUGGAUCUGUUAGAAGUGGGAAUUCCACCUCCCGACCAACAAAAUAAGUCCAAGCUGAUAUUCACCACUCGAUCUCAGGACUUGUGCUGGCAAAUGGGAGCUCACAAGAAGAUCCAAGUGAAAUCUUUGGCAUGGAAGGAUUCGUGGGAUCUGUUUCAAAAAUAUGUGGGAAAGGACGCCCUUAAUUCUAAUCCAGAAAUACCUGAGCUGGCUGAAAUGGUUGCAAAAGAGUGUUGCGGUUUGCCACUGGCGAUAAUUACCAUAGGGCGAGCCAUGGCUUCUAAAGUGACACCCCAAGAUUGGAAGCAUGCAAUUAGAGUACUGCAAACACGUGCUUCAAAUUUUCCAAAGAUAAAGAAGUUGCCGAUUGAGAUGAAGAAUCUCGUACAAUUGAAGGCUUUGAGAUUGUGUACAUCUAAAGUCUCUUCAAUUCCACGAGGACUAAUAUCAAGUCUUUUAAUGCUGCAAGGGAUUGGCAUGUACAAUUGUGGACUUUAUGAUCAAGUAGCUGAAGGAGGCGUUGAAUCAUAUGGUAAUGAGUCCUUGAUAGAGGAAUUGGAGAGUUUGAAAUACUUGACGGAUUUAAGUGUCACCAUAGCAAGUGCCUCUGUGUUUAAGAGAUUUUUAAGUUCCAGAAAGUUACCGAGUUGCACUCAUGCAAUCUGCCUCAAGAUGUUCAAAGGUUCAAGCUCACUCAACCUAUCAUCUCUCGAAAAUAUGAAGCAUCUCGCUGGGCUUACGAUGAAAGAUUUGGAUAGUUUGAGAGAGAUUAAGUUUGAUUGGGCAGGGAAAGGAAAGGAAACAGUGGGGUAUAGCAGUCUCAACCCGAAGGUCAAAUGCUUCCAUGGCCUUUGCGAAGUGGUCAUCAAUAGAUGCCAGAUGUUGAAGAAUUUGACAUGGCUUAUUUUUGCCCCAAACCUCCUAUCUCUUACAAUAGGACAAUGUGAUGAAAUGGAAGAAGUGAUAGGUAAAGGUGCAGAGGACGGAGGAAAUCUGAGCCCAUUCACAAAACUCAUGCGACUGGAGUUAAAUGGUUUACCCCAACUGAAGAAUGUGUACCGGAAUCCCUUGCCCUUUCUUUACCUUGACAGAAUUGAAGUAGUUGGGUGUCCAAAGCUGAAGAAGCUGCCACUCAACUCCAACAGUGCCAAUCAAGGUAGAGUUGUGAUGGUAGGAAAGCAAGAGUGGUGGAAUGAAUUAGAAUGGGAGGAUGAAGCUACUCUAACUACUUUCCUUCCCAGUUUCAAAGCAAUAUAA